Molecule: messenger RNA, 1041 nt
Organism: Paramecium tetraurelia
Lineage: Eukaryota; Ciliophora; Oligohymenophorea; Peniculida; Parameciidae
Exons: 3
Source: RefSeq, a predicted model, not a curated record
AUGUCGAACAAAAAGAGCAUUAAAUAAAAGGAAAACAUUUCCAUUGAUAGUAGAUUGAACAUUUUGGAAUCCAAUCUAAAUCGAGUUUGCAUGCAACAAGAUGCUUUGAUGCCCAUCGUCAAUGAGAUUCCUCAUGUUUAAAAGUUGGAAUAAUAAAUUAAAACACUCCUAAAAAAACAAGAAGAAUUAGAAAGGAUCAGGGAUAAGUCAAGAGAAACUUCAACCAACACCAGUUUCAGUGAUUUCAAAACUAAUAACCAAAAUAAGCCAUUCGAAAAACAGUUGAAUGAUUUAACAUUGAAAAUGAACUACCUGGACAACCAAUUGCAGGAAUUGCAGAAAAAGAGUCAAGGGAGAGUCGAAUAGCAAUUCAAAAUGUUCUCGGACACCCAAGACAUUUAGAGAUUAGAAUAAUUUAUUACUGAAGAAUUAAAUAAUUUUAGAAGUGAGGUUCAAUUGGAAUACAAAAAUAUAUACAAAGAACUAAAUGGUUUGAGAUGUGAUCUAGAAUAUAUCAUGAACAAUACCAAGAAGAAUAAGGUCACUCAAAAGAUCUAGUCCAUGAAUGUCAGUCCAGAUGAUAAACUCUUCGUCAUUAAUCUAUUGGAAUAGGAGACCAUCAUUGAGGAAUUGGAUCAUUACGAGAAUGAGAAUACUUUCAGACUAUUAUAUGAAUUGGAUUAUUUCGAGUAGUAAAGGGAAUCCAUAUCGAAUUUGGAACCACAAUAAACUCAAAGAGAAAGCCUCUAUUUGGAAGAAAAAUUAAUCUCUCUAAAGUAUUAAUUGGCUGCUUCCAAAAGAAAGUAUUUGUUUGAGAUUAAGAAAAUUGAGCAUAAGUUUUAAGUCAUUAACGAAAUUAUUGAAUAGAAUUAGAAAUAUCUCAACUAUUAAUAACAAAUUAACAUUUUAACUUAGAGAAUGAGUAAGAUAGUAACAAGAGUCCAUUAAAAUAUAGAAUGUAUAUUCUAAAAGAUUAGUUCCUUAGAUAAGAGAUGAUAAUAGUUAAUAUAUAAUAGAAUAUCAAAUUUCCAAGUUCAUUUA